Lodderomyces parapsilosis is the source of this 1599-nucleotide messenger RNA. RefSeq names its product Hnm1p (gene HNM1). Gene Ontology annotation, cellular component: membrane. Gene Ontology annotation, biological process: transmembrane transport; amino acid transport. Lineage: Eukaryota; Fungi; Ascomycota; Pichiomycetes; Serinales; Debaryomycetaceae. Bases 1 to 1599 code for a protein of 532 amino acids. The record is from RefSeq and is a predicted model, not a curated record. The transcript has a single exon. Gene Ontology annotation, molecular function: transmembrane transporter activity.
AUGAGUAGCAUCAAAUCUCAUGAUAAAGAGUUUAUCUCUUCAUUUCCAGAGAAUGAAAAAAACAUUGAAGCUGAAGAAAGCAAAAGCACUCUUUCAUUUAAAGAUGGAUUGGAUGCUCCAAAGGGAGAGAUGAAGAGGAAUUUCUCCAACCUAAGCCUUGCCAUGAUUGGGUUUUCUUUGACAAACAGUUGGUUGGGUAUUUCUUCAAGUUUGGUUACUGGUAUCCAAUCUGGUGGUCCCAUCUUGAUUGUUUAUGGUAUUCUCAUUGUUGCUUCUGUAUCUGUUUGUAUUGCUAUAACAUUGGGUGAAAUGGCUAGUGCUAUGCCCUCGGCUGGUGGUCAAUAUGUUUGGGCAAGAGUAUUGGCGCCAAAAAGAUAUGCUAGUUUUUGGGCUUAUAUUACUGGUAGUAUAUCAUGGGGUGGUUCCAUUUUCACUUCAGCAUCAAUGUGUUUGGCAUUGGCUUUGGAGUUGUUGGGAUUUUGGAAUUUAAACCAUCCAGAUCAUGUCACCAAGAAAUGGGAGAUUUUCAUCAUUUACAAUAUUGUCAAUUGGUUUUUGUUUUUGUUUAAUGUUUGGCAUCGGUUCCUACCAUUUAUUGGAAACAGUAUCUUCACCAUUAGUUUAUCUUCAUACACAAUCAUCUUGAUUACAGUGUUGGUUUGUUCAAGAGGCAACUACAAUUCACCUCAUUUUGUCUUUGUUGAAUUCACAAAUGGUACAGGCUGGCCAUCAAAGGGUAUUGCAUUUAUUGUGGGGUUAAUUAACCCAGCUUGGUCAUUUGCUUGUCUUGAUAGUGUUACCCAUUUGAGUGAGGAAACUUCACAGCCAGAAAGAGAUAUUCCCAAGGCGGUUUUAUCAACAGUGGCUAUUGGCUUCACCACUGCAUUUACAUAUUCCAUUGCCAUGUUUUUCUGUAUUCGUAAUCUUGAUACCAUUAUCAAUUCUACUACUGGUAUGCCAGUUCUUGAUAUUUAUUACCAAGCAUUGAACAACAAGGUUGGUGCUACGUGUUUGGGAUCAUUGGUUUUCCUCACUGCUUCAGGAUGUACCGUUGCUUGUCAAACAUGGCAAGCUAGAUUAUGUUGGAGUUUCGCAAGAGACAAUGGUAUGCCAGGUUCCAAAUACUUGUCAAUCAUUGAUCCAAAGACUGGUGGCCCAUUGUAUGCCCAUUUAUUUUCAACGGUUAUUGUGAGUAUUGUUUCAGUAUUGGUGUUUUCCGAUGCUGCAUUGCAAGCCACGGCAUUGGCAUGUGUUUCGUUUUUGGUCAUUGCUUAUGCCAUCCCAACAAUCUGUUUAUUAGUAAGAAGGCGUCAAAUUCGUCAUGGACCAUUUUGGUUGGGUAAAGUAGGUGCUUUUUGCAAUUGGGUCCUUUUGGCGUGGAUGGUGUUUGUUUUGGUGUUUUUCUCAUUCCCAGCAUACUACCCUGUUACAGCCGAAGGUAUGAAUUAUUUCUGUGUUGUGUUGGUGGUUUACGUUGCUUGUAUGCUUAUUUAUUGGUGGUUCCCCAUUAAAAAAUACGCUUGUAAAUACAAUUUCAGAGGUGGACAACACAACAAAGAGGAAGUAGAGUUUCCCCAUGUUUGUUUGACCGAGUGGUGA